UCCUGAAAGUUGAUAAUUACUACCUGAAAGUUGAUAUUUAAUACCUCAAAGUUGCUAUCUAAUACUGAAAGUUGAUAUAUAAUUCUGAAGUUGAUAUCUAGUUCUUGAAAGUUUAUUUCUAUACGUGAAAGUUGUUUUUUAUAGUAGGAGAAUUUGAGAAGUUUUAUUAAUUGUUUUUGGUUUAUGAUUGAGUUGGCCUUAGAAUAUUUUCAGAAUUAACAAGAAGCUCAGGAAAAAAGACACAUAUUAUUAUCUCAGACACUCAUUGAUAUAGUUUAAUCUUGUUCAUAUUGGAAUCCAGAUCAAACAAAUCGAGUUAUUAUAUUGUAUGACCUGAACUUUAGCCAUGGCUUUUUUGACAUUGGAAUGUAAAGAAUUGAUAGAUGAAAUUGAGGUAUUGUGUAUUAUUGUAAAAGCUAGAGAAAUUGAAUGCAGAAUAAAACAAGCAGACAGUAUUUGUAAAAGCCAAUGUGAAAGUUGUACAUUUGACAGGAAAACAUUUGGUCAAACGCAAUGUGAAGAGUGUAAGAGAUGGUACCAUGAUUGCUUCAUAAACUCUGGUAUAUGUAAAGGAAAAACAGAUUAUUUGAAUGUGGUAUGGAUAUGCAUUUGUGGGUACUCAAAUUACUCAUGUAGUAUCAUUGACAAUUUCGGUAUUUUUUCAGAUGAUGGAUACUAUGAUUCCUUGAUUGACGAAUGCAUUAUUGACCAUGAUGAGUACACAGUACAGAGUGGACAGCAAAGAACACCUGGAACAUGUCUCAAAGAAAUGUCUGGAGGAGGAUCAAGAAAAUCAAAGAAAUCACACAAGAAAGACAUUUCUGCUUGCAACCAUGACUUGUUACAAACAUCAGAUUUGCCAUGCAAUAUAGAAGAUGGUAAGCACGAGUACACUGUGCACUAUGCUGAAACUGUGAAUGCAUAUGUAACUGAACAUGAAGAUCAACAGAAGGAUGCAAAGUGUUUACCUCUUACUGCUGCUUUAGAAGAAACUCUUGACAAAAGUGAUGUAACUUUUGUUAAUUUUGGAAACGAAACAUUAUCAGUCAUGUCUUCGUGUGAUGGUUACUACAUUUUCGAUCCUCAUUCUCGUAAUCAUUCAGGAAUUGAUGUAGGAAAUGGGACAAGUAUUUUGAUGCAUGCGAAGUCAUACCAAGGUGUUCAUAAGUACAUCAUUCAACUUGCAUUGUCGAUGAAUUAUCAGUGUAAUGGCGUCUUUGAAGUAAUGGGUGCAACUGCGACAGGAAAAUCUGAGAACUGUGUGUCUCCAGUAAAUGAACAGCAUGAUCCAAAGUAUUCAAUUGAAGAUAUGCUUUGUGUUUCGCACAACGAAGACAGAGUUCAGAAGAAUAGUGUAAAUACAGAUGUAGUCAAUUGUGAUAAGGAAAGUUGUGUGGAAAGUGACAGUGAUGUAAUAAAGCUGACAGACACAGCCCGCAUAAAGACGUAUGACCUUGAAUACUGCAUACCAGACACGCAGCAGUAUAGUACAAGUACUGUUCCUACAUCUUUGAAAGAUAAUCAAAGAAUUGAAGAGAAAGUUGAGAACAAGGAUGAAUGCUUAGACCCCUGUUACACAUAG
Strongylocentrotus purpuratus (purple sea urchin) is the source of this 1582-nucleotide messenger RNA. RefSeq lists its product as uncharacterized. The transcript is spliced from 2 exons. Lineage: Eukaryota; Metazoa; Echinodermata; Echinoidea; Camarodonta; Strongylocentrotidae. The record is from RefSeq and is a predicted model, not a curated record. The coding region runs from base 347 to 1582 and encodes 411 amino acids. Gene Ontology annotation, biological process: mitochondrial electron transport, NADH to ubiquinone.